Syngnathus acus (greater pipefish) is the source of this 2349-nucleotide messenger RNA. It is a transcript of the gene nek12, whose product is annotated as NIMA-related kinase 12. Lineage: Eukaryota; Metazoa; Chordata; Actinopteri; Syngnathiformes; Syngnathidae. The record is from RefSeq and is a predicted model, not a curated record. The transcript has 2 exons. Bases 68 to 1246 code for a protein of 392 amino acids. Gene Ontology annotation, biological process: protein phosphorylation. Gene Ontology annotation, molecular function: ATP binding; protein kinase activity.
CACAAAAGACCUUCCCAUGCAGUAGUCUUGUAAUAGGGCAGAUGGCCCAACGGUUUUACUCGAGACAAUGGACAAGUACGAGAAGGUGAUGUGUUUGGGCCGAGGAGCAUCAGGAGAAGUUUUCCUGAUGAGACACGUUGAGUCGGAGAGGCUACAUGCAGUCAAGAGAAUCAAACUGGAGAGCGCUCGGACACGGAGGGCUAUUCUUCAAGAGGCGGAGAUCAUUAGGAAACUGAAGCAGCCUCACAUAGUGAACUGCAAUGAGGCUUUUGUGAGCCCUGAUGACAGCUUUAUUUAUAUUGUGAUGGACUACUGUGAUGGCGGGACAUUAGAUGACAGAGUCAAAGAGAGGAAACCUAGCGACUUCUUUGCAGAGAGUACUAUUAUGGGAUGGUUUGUGCAGGUCGCUCUGGCUGUGAGUUACAUACAUGAAGUUAAAAUACUUCACAGGGACAUCAAAACCUCAAAUGUGUUGCUAACAAAACAAGACGUGGUGAAGUUGGGUGACUUUGGAGUAUCCAGAAUGAUGACGAGCACAGCUGACAUGGCCUCCACGUGUGUGGGAACUCCUUGCUACCUAAGCCCGGAACUCUGCCAGGAUGUUCCUUACAGCUCCGAGUGUGACAUCUGGGCUCUGGGCUGCCUGCUCUACGAGAUCUGUGCUCUCACGCCUCCAUUUGUAGCCUGCAACCUCCUCAGUCUCUUAAACAAGAUCACCAAAGGAGAGUACGAACCGGUGCCUGAACUUUACUCUCAAAAUGUUUCCUCUUUAAUCCAAAGGAUGUUAAACAUUGAACGCCAAAACAGACCCAGUGCUGCCUGUAUAGUUAACAGCUUCUUUGUGCAAGAUCACUUGCAGAAUAUUCAACGUAACGACACGCUGAAUAACGAUACGGAUGUGGAGGAGGAGGAUGCCUGUGCUGGUGGCUGCCUCUACCCUGACGACUUUGACGAGGACGAGGAGCGAAGUUUGUCUCCUUUGGAGGAACAGAGCCAACAUUCGUUCUCAUCAACAAGGACACAUUCUGCUGAGCUUCUCGUGUUUUCACAGUCUUGCCAGAAUGUUACGGACCAAAUUGAAUAUCCGGAUGAUUUUGAGGAAGAUGAGGAAGAGGACAAGUGUGCAGAAGUGGCUUAUGGAAAUCACACUUCCACUCUUGACUGCGAUGAUUCCCUGGUUGAGUUCCAGCUCUGUGAUGCUGGAGGAAUGCUCGUUACACUGAAGGCCUUAAAGGAGAAGGCCUAAAAAUGCACAUUUGAACAGACUGUGAUGUGUCGGUGUGUGUGUGCGUGUGUGCAUGUGUGUGCAUGUGUGCGUUUCAAACUAUGUUCUAUAGAGCAAAAAGGGCAUUUGAGGUCAGAGGCUCUUUUCAGAAUGUAUGUGACAGCAUAGUUGUUGUUCUAAUUUUGGAGCCAAACACACCACACGAUAUGUUGGUGCAAGUGAAGCAUGAAACAUUCAUUUGUGCAUUGACUCUAGAUGUAUUGCGACAAGGAGUAAAUAAUCAUUCUUCUAGAUGUACGAUCUCACAGAGAUAAGGUUGAGGACCGAAGCAAACAUGUUACAGCAUACGGAUACGGCUGCAGAGUUGCAAAAUUUUGAUAGGAAUUUAGGCUGGGUAAUUUACAAAACUGGAAUCUUUCUAUGAGAGUUCUGGAGCAUAAAUCUCAAUUUUCAAACAUAAGUGUAAACAUUUUGUUGAGUCACAAAGACAUCUAUACAAAACAUUACCAAUGUACUAGGGUGAAGUCUGGUAGUUUUAGUCAGGAUUAUGCCAGCCUAGAUUUUGUAUACUUUGCAAUAUUUACGAUAAAUUCCCUAAUAUGAGACAAGCACCAACUUUUUCAGUUCUUAUAGUUUAUUCCCUUCUAUUUGCAUGAAUUCCCGUUUAUUAAAAAAACAACUCUAAUUUCCAGUAAGGUUUCCACUUCUCUGACCCCAUUAAUGAGGCUAAUAGUACACAAUGUUGUAUUUUAUAUGGCUGCAGCUAAUUAUUAUUUUAAUAAUUAAUUCAUCUGUCAUUCAUUUUGUUGAUCAAUUGAUGAAUCAGAAACAUGCUUUAAUUUCCACGCUUUUAUCAAAAAAUGACAUUAUUUCAAAUUGGUUGUGCAGCAAAUACACAAACAUCGACUAUUAAAAAAAAUCACCAAUUACAGUAGUUGUUGAUUAAUCGAUUAUUUGUAACACCUCAAGUCGUUGAUUAUUACUCACUGGCUUUGAAUUACCAUGGAAAGUCAACAAGUUUCGUCUAAUUCAGCAACAAGUCGAUCCCCUGAACAUGCAGGUAAUCUACAUUCAACUGAUUGUUCUACCUUUAUGAAACAAUUUAAAUAAAAAAUGGAAGCCAG